AUGGUGUCGAUCCACUCCUUCGCCGUCGCCUGCGGCGCCCUCCUACUCUCUGUCGUUUCGGGACAAGACACCCCUGUUCGGAUUAUGGCCCUUGGCGACUCCAUCACCGGAUCCCCAGGAUGCUGGCGCGCUCUCCUCUGGCGUAAUCUCCAAACAGCUGGCAUCACCAACACCAAGUUCGUCGGCAGCUUACCCGGCCAGGGCUGCGGUUUCGAAUAUGACGGUGCUAACGAAGGCCACGGCGGCAUCCUCGCAACGGGCAUCGUUGAGCGGGAGGAACUGCCCGGGUGGCUGGCGUCCUCAACACCGGAUGUAGUCAUGAUGCAUCUGGGCACGAAUGAUGUCUGGAGCAACGAAAGCCCGACAGAACUCUUGGAUGCGUUUGGGACUAUGGUGGAUUGGAUGAGGGAGAGUAACGACGGGAUGAAGAUCCUGGUCGCUCAAAUUAUCCCAAUGAAUCCGCCAAACUGUGUGGAGUGUGGUGACCGCGUGGUGGCGUUUAACGAGGCGAUCCCAGCAUGGGCGGCAUCCAAGAACUCGACGGGUAGUCCUAUAACUGUCGUCGAUUGUUGGACGGGAUUUGAUACGGCCACGGAUACAGGAGAUGGGGUGCAUCCUAACAACGCUGGCAAUGAGAAGCUUGCAAACUGUUGGUAUGAGCCGCUGCGGAGCGCCAUUCAGGGGUAA
Messenger RNA from Chaetomium fimeti, 687 nucleotides. RefSeq names its product SGNH hydrolase-type esterase domain-containing protein. The record is from RefSeq and is a predicted model, not a curated record. The coding region runs from base 1 to 687 and encodes 228 amino acids. Gene Ontology annotation, molecular function: phosphatidylcholine lysophospholipase A1 activity. Lineage: Eukaryota; Fungi; Ascomycota; Sordariomycetes; Sordariales; Chaetomiaceae. The transcript is spliced from 3 exons.